Colius striatus (speckled mousebird) is the source of this 1406-nucleotide messenger RNA. RefSeq names its product transcription elongation factor A N-terminal and central domain containing 2 (gene TCEANC2). Gene Ontology annotation, biological process: DNA-templated transcription. The coding region runs from base 25 to 651 and encodes 208 amino acids. The transcript is spliced from 4 exons. Lineage: Eukaryota; Metazoa; Chordata; Aves; Coliiformes; Coliidae. Gene Ontology annotation, cellular component: nucleus. The record is from RefSeq and is a predicted model, not a curated record.
CACCGCGCUGCGCCGGGCGGCAGGAUGGACCGGUUCGUGGUGCGCAGGCCCCGCUGCCCCGAGAGCCCCCGCCGGGCCGGGCCCGCCCCGCGCGCCUACCGGCAGGCCACCCUCGAAUCUCUCAAGAGAGUUGUGGUUGUGGAAGACAUAAAACGAUGGAAGUCUAUGCUCGAGCUUCCUGGGCAGCCAAAAGAGAAUCUGAUCGAAGCUUUGGAGGAGCUGAAGAAGAAAAUCCCCUCCAAGGAAGUGUUACUUUCAACAAAAAUAGGUCACACAGUGAAUAAGAUGCGCAAACACUCAGAUGAGGACGUGGCCGCCCUUGCCAGAGAUGUUUACAGCCAGUGGCGAGCCUUCAUCAAAGCCCAUGCCAACAGGCCCUCCAUAGAGGUCAGGAGUGACCCCAAGACCGAGGCCUUCAGAAAGAAUGCACGGAGGCUGCUCUGGGAAGCCCUGGAUCUAGAGAUUGAUCACCCACUGGCUGAAAAUAUUGAGCGAGAGGCUUUUCAUCUCUCUUCCCGCCUCGUUAGCACAUCGUACCGCAGAACCGUUCGGGCGCUUGUCUUCUCAUUAAAGCACAGGCCUGAGACCCGAGCAGCAGUCAGGGCUGGCACACUCCCUGUCCCUGCCUUUGUGCAGAGCCAUCAGAAAUGAGGUGUCGUGCCUGACCCCGAGUGAGAGCUGGGUGCCUACAUCUCUGCAGCACUGGGAGUGCUGGAGCGCUGGCAGCGCGACUCACUUGGCACCACGCUACAAACAGGGCUCCUGGAGACAAGGAUUGCUAAUGGUGGAAACACUGCUCUGUAUCUGACUCCCUGUGGGCUUCAAAUCCCUUGUGGCAAGAAAAGUUUCUUCUACUCUGGUGUGUAUUUUCCUGCUACAAAACCAUCCACAUUGACUCACCUGUUUUUCACUUCUGCCUGUUUGUUGUAACUCAGCUGAGCUCCAUCCCUGACAUGGACCUUCAGGUGGAAUCAGCUGAGUAACACAAAGCAGCAGCUCUGUGCUGUGCUGGUUGGAAAUACUGGGAAUUCAGGGGAACUGCAAACUCCAGUAAACCCUCCAUCAGCCACAUCUGCUGUAGCUGGACAUGGCCUGUGGCAAGAGCUGUCUGUUUUGCCCAGCCAGGUGAUUUCCCUUUGCUGCAUUCCAGAGUUGGAUGCAAACUGAAUUUCAGCAAAUUGCUAUCCACCAUUCCAUAUGCUCAGUCAUCCUGUGACUGUUUUCUCAUACCCUGGGGUACAAAUCAAAAUGCCCUGGAGUUUAGGUGCUAAUGCCUUUGCUGUUUAAUGAGCAGCUCACUUAGACUUCUGUACCUCACUCAUGAUUUAAAUGUGGUGCUUGUUCUUACUGCAAAGUCAAAACCACUUGAAAUGAAUUUUAUAAAUAAAAUGAAGUUAUAAGCAGAA